AUGACCCCACACACCCUGGGCAGGGCUCCCACCCACCUCCCCCUGGGCGGGCUGAUCCCAUUCCCCAGAGAUGCCCGUGCCCGUGUUUUCCCCCAGGCAGGUGAUGCCAGUCCCCGCUCCCCCAACAGCUACGUGUGCUCCCAGGCACACGGCUCGGCAGCGCCCAUUGCACCGGCAGAGCUGGGGCAGACCCUGGAGCGCAUGGCACAGACCCUGCGGGAUCAGCUGCCGGCCUCGGGGAGAGGAGAGCGGGGCUGGGUUCCCCCGGGGACCCACCCCGACCCCCGGCCCCCCGAGGAGGCCGAUGUGGUGGUGGUGGGGGGCGGCGUGUAUUCCAGAGCCUCCACGGUGCUGUCGGCGGGGGGGAUCCGGCAGCAGUUUUCCCUCCCGGAAAAUAUCCAAAUGUCCCGUUUCUCUGCCCGCUUCCUCCGUGACAUCAAUGAAUACCUUGGGGUGCCAAAUGAGCCCCCCAUCGACAUCCAGUUCCAGCCCUCUGGAUACCUGUUCCUCGCCUCCCCCCAGAACGCUGCUGCCCUGGAGGCCACCGUCCAGUUGCAGAGGGAUGAAGGGGCGCAGGUGACAUUGCUGUCCCCCACCCAGCUGAAGGAGAAAUUCCCCUGGAUAAACACGGAAGGUGUGGCUGUGGCAUCCUAUGGUCUGGAGGAUGAAGGCUGGUUCGACCCCUGGACCCUCCUCAACGCUUUCCGGCGCAAAGCCACAUCCCUGGGAGUCCAGAGCUGCUCCGGGGAGGUGCGAGGACCCCCCACCUCACCCCAAAACCCCCCAGCUUUUGUCACCUCGGCCAACUACAUGACGCCACCAGCGCCGUCCUCUGCGCGCAUCAAAUACGUCCACGUCUACAUGCCAGACAGCCUGGAGUACCAGCCGGUGGCCUGUGCCAUCGUGGUCAAUGCUGCAGGCGCCUGGGCUGGGAAGCUGCUGGAGGCGGAAGGGCUGCCCAGGGCGCUGUGCCGGCCCCCGCUGCCCAUCCAGCCCAGGAAGAGGGUGGUGGGGGGCGGCGUGGUGGGCUGGUCCGUGGCGUACUGGCUGAAGAUGCUGGAGGGCCGGCGGCGGCGGCACGGAAUGAGGGUGCUCGUGGUGGAGCGGGACCCCAUGUAUUCCAGAGCCUCCACGGUGCUGUCGGCGGGGGGGAUCCGGCAGCAGUUUUCCCUCCCGGAAAAUAUCCAAAUGUCCCGUUUCUCUGCCCGCUUCCUCCGUGACAUCAAUGAAUACCUUGGGGUGCCAAAUGAGCCCCCCAUCGACAUCCAGUUCCAGCCCUCUGGAUACCUGUUCCUCGCCUCCCCCCAGAACGCUGCUGCCCUGGAGGCCACCGUCCAGUUGCAGAGGGAUGAAGGGGCGCAGGUGACAUUGCUGUCCCCCACCCAGCUGAAGGAGAAAUUCCCCUGGAUAAACACGGAAGGUGUGGCUGUGGCAUCCUAUGGUCUGGAGGAUGAAGGCUGGUUCGACCCCUGGACCCUCCUCAACGCUUUCCGGCGCAAAGCCACAUCCCUGGGAGUCCAGAGCUGCUCCGGGGAGGUGCGAGCUUUUGUCACCUCGGCCAACUACAUGACGCCACCAGCGCCGUCCUCUGCGCGCAUCAAAUACGUCCACGUCUACAUGCCAGACAGCCUGGAGUACCAGCCGGUGGCCUGUGCCAUCGUGGUCAAUGCUGCAGGCGCCUGGGCUGGGAAGCUGCUGGAGGCGGAAGGGCUGCCCAGGGCGCUGUGCCGGCCCCCGCUGCCCAUCCAGCCCAGGAAGAGGUAUGUGUUCACCUGGCACUGCCCCAAUGGCCCUGGCCUCUCCUGCCCCUUCCUCGUCGACACCUCUGGUGCUUAUUUCCGUCGGGAUGGCUUCGGUGGGAAUUACCUGGGCGGGAUGAGCCCCCCCGAGGAGGAAGAGCCGGACCCCAGCGAUCUGUCGGUGGAUCACGAUUAUUUCCAGGAGCAGGUCUGGCCCCGGCUGGCUCGGCGGGUCCCAGCUUUCGAAUCCCUGCGGGUCAGGGGCUCCUGGGCGGGAUACUACGACUACAACACCUUCGACCAGAACGGGGUGCUGGGCCCGCACCCCCGGCUGGAAAACCUGUUCUCAGCCGCGGGUUUUAGUGGCCACGGGCUCCAACACGCGCCGGCCGCCGGCAGGGCCGUGGCCGAGCUGGUGGUCAAGGGCCGGUACGAGACGCUGGAUCUGCGCAGGCUGGGCUGGGACAGGCUGGUGGAUGGGGAGCCGCUGCAGGAGCACGGCGUGGUUUGAUGGGGGCGGGGAGGGGGGAACUGAGGCACAGCCGUGGACUCCCUCCCCAGGCCAGAGGUGGUGUCCUGUAGGAAUAAAAUGGAUGGAUGGAUGAUGAGUGUGCCGGGGAAUUAAUGGGGUCCACACCUGCCAUGCUCCCUCCACCAGUGCUACCAGUAUCCUCCCCGGUACCCUCAUCCCAUUGA
Messenger RNA from Ficedula albicollis (Collared flycatcher), 2435 nucleotides. It is a transcript of the gene FOXRED1, whose product is annotated as FAD-dependent oxidoreductase domain containing 1. The transcript is spliced from 18 exons. Gene Ontology annotation, molecular function: oxidoreductase activity. The coding region runs from base 1 to 2250 and encodes 749 amino acids. Gene Ontology annotation, cellular component: cytoplasm. NCBI's taxonomy places the organism in Eukaryota, Metazoa, Chordata, Aves, Passeriformes, Muscicapidae. The record is from RefSeq and is a predicted model, not a curated record.